Molecule: messenger RNA, 2755 nt
Organism: Saprolegnia parasitica CBS 223.65
Lineage: Eukaryota; Oomycota; Saprolegniomycetes; Saprolegniales; Saprolegniaceae
Exons: 2
Coding region: 14-2719 (901 amino acids)
Biological process (GO): regulation of Rab protein signal transduction
Cellular component (GO): cytoplasmic vesicle
Source: RefSeq, a predicted model, not a curated record
GCGGCAAUUGACGAUGAACUUCCUCACCGCGAUCAAGAAGCCCGAGAACCUCGACAGCUGGCUCUUUGGCGACGACGUCGCGGACCCGCGCCCGCCAUUGGCACCGACGGCGAACCGGUCGACGCCUGCAUCGCCAGCGGCAGCCGACCAUAGGCCAUCGUCGGCCAGCACCAAGCUCGCGCAGGCCGCGACGAUGAUCCAAGACAAGUACAAGAAGAUGGCCAAGAACAACAUGAACUACAAGUCGAUUUCAAGCACGUAUCCGAUGCCACUGAGCAAGAAGUUUCGCAAGUACCUCCGCGACAAGCAGCGCGCCGAGACGGCCAUGGACGAAAAGCAGCGCCGGCUCUUGCAGCUCUCGGAAGUCAGCCGCCUCCGCGCACACGCGCCCAAAACGACCGACGAUGGCAACUACCACAACGUCCUCCUCUUCCUCCUCGAGCUCGAGCAGGAGCGCGACGCGGCGCGGGGCACGCCGUCGCUGCUCAAGCUCUUCGACAAGUACUUUACGGCCAAGUCCGAGUGCAGCAUCUCGGCGACGCUCGAGCUCACGCCAGAGCUGGAGGAGAUGGUGCUGGCGAGCAUCCAGAACGACGACAUUGGCUGGAUCGGGUUUCGGUCAAUCCAGCGGCUCGCGUUCAAGCGGCUCACGCGCGAAGAGCUGCCGCGGUUCCUCAAGAGCACCGAGUACCUCGAGAUGCUGCAGGUCUCGGAGCACACGGCCGCUUUUGUGCCCCUCGAUCGGUUCCUUACGAACCCUCGCGCGGCGCACUACUUUCUCCUCUUUCUCAUGCAGCAGCGCCAGCAUUUCGAGCUCUACUUUUGGCUCCACGUCGAAUACGUUCUAAAGAAAUGCACCUCCGAUGUGACGCUCUUCUGGACCCUCACGCACGACUUGCUCAAGAAGGCCAGUGUCGACUCGAGCGCGAUCCAAGCGCCCACAAAAGCCAGUCUUGCAGACGCCUUGCGGCUCCAGUCCAAGGACGCGGCGCUCGCUGCGUUUAGCGUCGCGCAGUCGGAGAUCUGCCUCGUUCUCAAUGCGUCGUGGUACGAGCGCUUCGUCAAGAGCCCGCUGUAUACGCUUGCGCUGAGCGACAAGGCCGCCAAGACGCUCCUCGACAGCGACAGCGACAGUGACGACGACGACGAGCACGUCAACGCUACAAAGCGCCGGUCCACGGCGGUGCUGCGCGACUCGUUCUCCGAGUACGACUCGAUCUCGGACAUUCCCAACAGCGAGCGACCGCCGUUGGUCCACCACGUCGAGAGUGAGGACUCGGACUCGGACGACGAAGCGCCUGUGCGGCUCAACCUCGAGAGCAUCAUUCGAAGCACGUCGCUACCGGACGGGCUCCAAGUCCAUUACCGACCCAACUACCCGCUCACGCCCAUGGUGCUGCGGGAAGACUUGGUGUCGACGCCCGUCAUUGAUGCGAUCGUGCUCUUCAAGACGAUCACGACGGAGACUUCGGGCACGCGCCUCGAGCUCUCGUAUGUGCGCAAGGACAAGUCGCCGUCGCUGCCGCCGUCGCCCGAGUCGCAGCGUAAGGUCUCGGACCUCGCCAAGCGCAUCCAGCCAUACUUUGUGCCCCAUGGCAAGCUUGUGAGUCCGGCGCCCGAGCCCGACGUGCUGUUUCCGUUUGUCGUGCUCCAAAACGGCGACCUCGGCACGCUCUACUGUAUGUGCUACACAACCUACGUGGCUCGCGGCGAUGCCGAGUUUAUCGCCCAAGGGGUCUGCGUCGCGUCGCCGUUCCCGCUCAUUGACGGGCUCCGGUCGAUCGUCGCGCGGCACCUCUUGGAUACGCCGACACCGCUCUUGCCGGAUCAUGUCCGGCGGCUCUACACGCUGCCGGCGCCGUCGCCGACGUCGGCGCCACUGCCCGCGCCGUCGCCCAAUGCGCUCUUGCACCGACGCCACUCGGGCACGCUCCUCGACCUCCCGGCGCCGCCCCGCAUCGACUUUGGCCUGGCGCCACUCUUUGCGACGCUUAGCAAUGCGCUCGUGCUCGAGGUGGUCGCAAACGCGCUGCUCGAGCACAGCAUCCUCUUGCUCUCGUCGUCGCUGUCGGCGCUGACGCUCUCGGCCGAAGCCAUUCGGUGUCUACUGGCGCCGUUUGCGUGGUGCCACAUCUACAUCCCUGUGCUGCCAAAGAGUCUGCUCUCGUACCUCCACUGCCCGACGCCGAUCCUCGUCGGCAUCCACCAGAGCUGCGCGACGCGGGACGACCUCCCGCUGCCGUCGCCGUCGUCGUGUGCGAUCGUCGUCGAUCUCGAUCGCGGCACGCUCGAGUACCUCGGUCCGCGCAAGCUCCAGUGGCCAAACAUGGGGCUGCUCGACGACGCGACGAGUCCGAUUCGGCUCGUCGAUGCGUUUGCAACGGCAAAAGCACAGCUCGAUACAUUGCUCGUGUGCCCCUCGGCGCUGCAACUGGACGCCGUCGGGCCGCGGCCGUCGUCGGUGCUCCCAACGACAUUUCCGAACGCCGACGUCCGCGGCGUCUUUUAUAAGCUCGUGGCCAACCUUCUCUUUGACCACACGGCCGCGAGCCUCGUCGUGGGCGAUGCGACCGAGUCGGUCAUCAUCUUUGACGAGCACAAGUUCACGGCGCUCCGGCCAGCAUACGAGACGCCGUUCAUCGAGUGUCUCAUCCGCACGCAGUGCUUCUCCGAGAUCAUUAGCACCCACCGCCUCGACGCCCGUCUCGAAGGCCACUAAGCUGCGCCAAUGCUUUUCCUCCACCGUCCACAUGAG